Bombus impatiens (common eastern bumble bee) is the source of this 2383-nucleotide messenger RNA. RefSeq names its product mitogen-activated protein kinase p38a. Gene Ontology annotation, molecular function: MAP kinase activity; ATP binding. NCBI's taxonomy places the organism in Eukaryota, Metazoa, Arthropoda, Insecta, Hymenoptera, Apidae. The record is from RefSeq and is a predicted model, not a curated record. The transcript is spliced from 11 exons. Gene Ontology annotation, biological process: intracellular signal transduction; protein phosphorylation. Bases 822 to 1697 code for a protein of 291 amino acids. Gene Ontology annotation, cellular component: cytoplasm; nucleus.
UGCACCUUUAUAUUUCCCAAAAAUGGAUAGAUAUCCGUUUAUUACUUAGUCUAUCAAUUAUAUUCUCAAAAAUAUGAAUUUGCGUAAAAAUCCCCUCCCAAAAAAUCGAACACAUUAUUUGUUUAAUCGUCGAAAAACAAAUAUCGAGAAAGACAAAUCGACCUCUCGCCAUUACAAAAAAUUUCAAUACGCUAUCGAUCUGAAUACAGAAUCGACUUCGAGGGAUCGUAGACAUACGAUUAUACGAUAGAUGUGGUAUAUAGUUUUUAAUACUGGGCUAAUUUGGAAAUGCAUGAAGUGUCUGUAAACUCCGGUUCCAAACGUUAGUGCGUGGUGUUUGUGCUGUAAUUGUUGUUAUUCUUCCUUUUAUCAAGCGGCGUGACUGAGAAAUUGAAUGUAGCAUGCCGCAAUUUCAUAAAAUCGAAAUAAAUAGGACCGAAUGGGAGGUUCCGGAACGAUACCAAAUGCUCACGCCAGUGGGAUCAGGAGCUUAUGGUCAGGUCUGAUUUUAACGAGAUUAUCAAUACGUAAAUGUUACGAUUGCGGCAGCUCGUGCAAGUAUCUCGUGCACCGUCGCAUUCUACAUCAUGGGCCAAACUAAAAUUAGAAUUAUUUGACAAUGCUUUUCCGUGAAGAUGAAUUUAAUGAGAUGUCUUAUACCCGAAUUUUCUCGGUGAAACAUUUCACAGAACUUCCACUUGGAUUUGAUAAUUGAUUACUCGGCAGUUGACACAAAAACUGGACAGAAAGUAGCAAUAAAAAAGUUAGCCAGACCAUUCCAAUCAGCUGUGCAUGCAAAACGCACAUAUAGAGAACUUCGUAUGUUGAAGCAUAUGAAUCAUGAAAAUGUAAUUGGUUUACUAGAUGUAUUCCAUCCCUCUUCUUCUUUAGAAGAUUUUCAGCAAGUAUAUUUAGUCACGCAUCUGAUGGGUGCAGAUCUCAAUAAUAUUGUAAGAACUCAGAAACUUUCGGAUGAUCAUGUACAGUUUCUUGUAUAUCAAAUCCUUCGUGGUCUCAAAUAUAUUCACUCUGCGAGUAUAAUACACAGGGAUUUAAAACCUUCUAAUAUAGCUGUAAAUGAAGAUUGUGAGCUGAAAAUUUUAGAUUUUGGAUUAGCCAGACCUACAGAAAAUGAAAUGACUGGUUAUGUUGCUACAAGGUGGUAUAGAGCUCCAGAAAUUAUGCUUAAUUGGAUGCAUUAUAAUCAAACAGUUGAUAUAUGGUCUGUUGGAUGUAUAAUGGCCGAGCUAUUAACGGGGAGAACGUUAUUUCCGGGAACAGAUCAUAUACACCAACUGAACUUAAUAAUGGAGAUACUGGGUACUCCACGUGACGAGUUUAUGCAAAAAAUAUCGUCAGAGUCGGCGAGAAACUAUAUACAAAGUUUACCUCCGCUAAAAAAAAAGAACUUCAAAGAAGUAUUUCGCGGGGCCAAUCCUUUAGCUAUAGAUUUACUUGAAUUAAUGUUAGAACUAGAUGCAGAGAAACGAAUUACAGCAGAACAAGCUUUAGCUCACCCAUAUCUUGCACAGUAUGCUGAUCCAACUGAUGAACCAGUAUCUUUACCAUAUGAUCAAAGUUUUGAAGAUAUGGAUUUACCUGUUGAAAAAUGGAAAGAACUUGUUUAUCAUGAAGUUAUAAAUUUUGUACCUCAACAAUUACCUGCAAUGGCUUCGACGAUUGAGUCUUCUUCGUAAGGUUACGUCGAUAGCACAAAUAAUAUAGUAAGAUAAGUAAGAUAAUACAGUAAGAUAAUCACAACAAUGAAUAAUUAUGAAAAGAUACAUGUAUAAUUGUUAUAUACAAAGGAUAUCACAUUGUAUAUAAUAUGGUGUUACAUAAGUAACAGAGUUAAUCAUACAAACUUAUUUGUAUUAGAGGCAAAAUGUAUAUUUUUGUUAAUGACGCAUGAUACAAGGAAAUGCUAAUAUUUUUCACUGAGCAUUGGUUGUUUUAGAAUAUAAAGCUAUCAAACAUGUGACAAAUUAUUCAUAUUCAUGGUUUUAUAUGGACAUUUUUGUUACAUAUUCACGUGUUUGAAUACUUUGAAGCUACGAGUGCAAGCGCAAUUUAAUAACCGAAGAUCUAUUAAGGAUUUAAAGCAACUUUUUUUUUUUGUAAAAAGCCGAAUUACUUAAUAUAAAAGACAACUCUUUAUCAAUAAAAAUAAAUUAUUAAAAAAAUGCUAGCUUCAAGGGUUAGAUUUUGUUGUAUACACCGCUGGUUCUAGUCUAUAACAUAGAACAUAUUACAUCGAAUUUAUGGUUAAAAAUAAUUCUUAUUUCACACGCAGAUGUAAUUUAAAAUAAUUUAAUCUCUAAGAUACUGUUAUAAUGAUGCUUUUAACAACAAACAUGGCUGAAUAAAUUUUUUGAUCUUUGUA